This is a messenger RNA of Suillus plorans, 753 nucleotides long. Its product is annotated as Mob1/phocein. The record is from RefSeq and is a predicted model, not a curated record. Gene Ontology annotation, cellular component: nucleus; cytoplasm. Gene Ontology annotation, molecular function: protein kinase activator activity. Gene Ontology annotation, biological process: positive regulation of protein phosphorylation; signal transduction; cell division. The transcript has 5 exons. Lineage: Eukaryota; Fungi; Basidiomycota; Agaricomycetes; Boletales; Suillaceae. Bases 1 to 753 code for a protein of 250 amino acids.
AUGUCUUUCUUCAAUUCAAUAGGUCGUUCUAUGUCGCGUACACCGCGCGGACCCAAGCGUUCGCCUACACCAACCUCUUCGACGUUCUCGUCUGACAUGCCACCCCCACCCAUACCUUCGUCUCCAGUCACACCUAUAGCACAAAAACCUCUUUAUUUGUGCAGCCCAUUUGUAGAGGCAGCACUCGUCAAAGGAAACUUCAAGACCAUCGUCGUUCUUCCGAAGUAUGUUGACAUCAUGGAGUGGGUAGCCGUCAAUGUAUUCGACUUUUAUACCAACCUCAACGAGUUUUAUGGCGUCAUUUCGGAGUGCUGUACGCAGCAAUCAUGUCCAACCAUGUCUGCUGGACAAAAUCUUAACUACACAUGGAUCAAUCAAGAUCGCAAGAGCGUGCACCUUGCUGCGCCCACCUACAUCGACUACGUCAUGACAUGGAUCCAAAACCUUCUCGAUGAUGAAAAUGUCUUCCCUACAAAGUCUGGACACGACUUCCCUCAAUCAUUUCCCUCGACUGUCAAACACGUGUACCGUCAACUCCUUCGCGUAUUCGCACAUAUCUAUCACGCGCAUUACCCUCAAAUCCUCCAUCUGCGUUCAGAGCCGCAUUUCAACUCCCUCUUUGCCCAUUUUCUGGCAUUUGGGCGAGAAUAUGAACUGUUGGACAUCAAAGACGUGAAGGGCGCUGCUAACUCACCUGUUGGCGCUGGCAUGCUUUGGGAAAGGUGGAGGGAAAUGGGAAUCUUGGAGGGUUAG